CAAAGUUAUCCGUAUUUCUCUUAGUGCAAUCGACAAAAUGUUUCGUCAGCGGUGGGUACUCCAGGCCGCAUGCGGCGCGGCGGCGUUCUCUGCCAGCAUUGCUGUGUUCAGUCUGGUGAUGGAGACGCAUAAGGAGGUCGAAGAUGAAAAUGUGGAUGCAUCUACGUCCGAAGGAUCUCCAUUGUUGGGGAAUAGAGACCCUUCGACGACAAUCUCGACAGUGUCCAUGACAACCCUCAACAACGCGUUAAACGCGAUGCACCUUUCGAUUGUGCAGCGCGUGCGGGUACAAUCGUUUUGGGAUGAAUUGUCGUCAACAGUGUCUGUCGAGGCGAUUCCCGUGCCGGACGCGGUGGGCCAUAUGGAGGUGUACGCCCAACGGUACCCUCACGAGUUUCCACUGCCGCAACUUUUGCAUGCCCUAUCCGUCGUGACAAAUACGAAUCCUUCGAUGCUCACAUCUCAGAUAUCAAGCAACUCAAGCAAUGCAUCCCCCCCUGUCGUGCGGCGUCGGUCCACAUUGAGUCUUGUCGGAAACAAGCUGUUCGAGAUGGCAGUUGACACCAAAGGCGGCAUGCAGGACGCCAUGCAUCGUGCAGUCCGACGGUAUCUCGAGCGCGCGUUGGACCUAUUUGCCGAGAAACUCAAGGAAGCCAUCAAAGAUAAGGACAUGCCAGUCUACCUCCAGGCCAACAUCGACGUGGCUGUGGACCAAUUUCUACCAGACAUCAAGGUAGAGCUGUCGCGAAAGACCAAGGACCUGUUCGUCGCGACGACGCAUGUCGCUUCUGCCACCGCGGUCACGUCAUUCCCUCGCCUCUCCGACCACCCACAGACGUUGGCAGAUAGGUUGCACGAGCGCUGGCAUCGCAGUCGUGCAGUCAUUCUGUACAACUUGUUUCCGUUUGAUCAAUCGAUAUGGCGAUGCUUCAAGAACCCGAUGUGGUGGGCCCUCAACCUGAUCGGGCUACUUCCCUAUAUCGGGCAAGCGUGGUGGUGCUACCUCUUCUUUCUCAAGGACAAGAAGAACGAGCACCAGCUGUGCCAGUUCAUCAUCGGGUUCAAGACGACCCAAUUCCUCACACUUGGCCUCGGUGCCACGUUCCUUGGGAUCAUACGCUUCAUCUACUGCACUACCCACGGCCAGCAAUCCUGUCACGAUUAUGGCCCCCUGCUGUCGCCGUGGAAUACCGUCUUCUUCCUUGGACAGAUCGCCCUCGUAUGGAUCGCGUUCUUUUACCUGCCGUACACAGAGCGGCCUGUGUCGACGGCGCCGCUCUCUCCGCGCGGGUCAUUGUCGUCGCGCCAUGCGGCAACCUACCAAGACAUGUUUGGGAACGUUCUCCACAUAGAUCGCGGCGGGUACCUCAUGAAGUUGUGUGGGUACGAGACCAUUACGUUUUGCAUCACGAUGGCUCUGGCACUUGCCGUCAACGUCGUCGUCGUGCCGACGUGGGAGCGCCAGAUGCUCAUGUUUUGGAUCCGGACGCUGUACGGUCUCCUGAGCUUUCCAUUCCUCCCGUUUAAAAUCCCCGUGUUGGAGAACGUCCUCAUGCACACAGUCCGCAUGGGCUACGACUCGCAUGGCCGCACGGUUCGAAUGCGGUCGGCAGUGUCUGUGGACGUCCCGGCCUCGCCACCACCGUCGGGAUGAAGCGAUCGGGCGUCCUUUCGAGCACCUGCAUCGUUUGUGUCGAGUUUGUUCAACCAUGUAGCGUGAUCACGAGCUCGCCGAGACGCGCCAAGAUGGCUACUGUGAGAAAGCCAAAUCGCGACAUUCGUCUGAACACGUUUCGAUCGAUUACACUACGAGAGUU
Messenger RNA from Aphanomyces invadans, 1817 nucleotides. RefSeq lists its product as hypothetical. The transcript is spliced from 4 exons. The record is from RefSeq and is a predicted model, not a curated record. The coding region runs from base 38 to 1654 and encodes 538 amino acids. Lineage: Eukaryota; Oomycota; Saprolegniomycetes; Saprolegniales; Verrucalvaceae.